This is a messenger RNA of Linum tenue, 284 nucleotides long. Lineage: Eukaryota; Viridiplantae; Streptophyta; Magnoliopsida; Malpighiales; Linaceae. The record is from the annotation of a GenBank genome assembly.
CUUCUAUUUAGGGAUGAAAGGGUAAACCAAUGUAUUCUGAGUUUCGCGAUGAAACAACCUUACAUACUUGGGACCUUUCAUUUUUGCUUGGUUCAGGGGUGGAUGAACAUUGGUAUCCCGCAUGAAGAUUCACUCUGCAAUGUCCAGACUCCUCAUAUCAAACUCAACCUUGUGAGGUUGUUCUCGGUGGGGCAGAGAACAUCAAUGAAAGCAUAUUUGACUCAAUAUCCUAAGGACGAUUCCAAAUUUGCACCGUUGGCUUGAAUUCGUCCACAGCCGCUUCC